UAAGAUUCUGCGAACAGGCAAAAAAAUAUCACCAAAUUCACGUCGACCAGUAAGCCCCGAGUCAAUUUAUCAACCAUAUCCCAAAAUCCAAGCGCAUUUAUCCUAUCGCAAAAAUGGAUGCAUCAAAGGUCCCCGUCAAGCUCGUUAAGGUCACCCGUGUUUUGGGCAGAACCGGUUCCCGUGGAGGUGUUACUCAAGUCAGAGUUGAGUUCAUGGACGACACCACCCGUUCCAUUAUCCGUAACGUCAAGGGCCCAGUCCGUGAAGACGAUAUCCUCUGCUUACUCGAAUCUGAGCGUGAGGCUAGAAGAUUGAGAUAA
Botrytis porri is the source of this 320-nucleotide messenger RNA. RefSeq lists its product as uncharacterized. Bases 114 to 320 code for a protein of 68 amino acids. Lineage: Eukaryota; Fungi; Ascomycota; Leotiomycetes; Helotiales; Sclerotiniaceae. Gene Ontology annotation, biological process: maturation of SSU-rRNA; translation; ribosomal small subunit assembly. The transcript has 4 exons. Gene Ontology annotation, cellular component: ribosome; cytosolic small ribosomal subunit. Gene Ontology annotation, molecular function: structural constituent of ribosome. The record is from RefSeq and is a predicted model, not a curated record.